AUGUGGCCCAGAAACAGCCGAGAACGUGAUUUCGAGAAGUACCACCACCACAUCCAGGAUCGCGCGUCAAUCUUCUACAAGCUGGGCGAGACGGGGCUCAUCUCCUUCAGCGAUUACUUGUUCCUGAAGACCCUACUCUCCACGUCGCCAAAAGAUUUCGCGCUGGCCUUCAGCAUCUUUGACAUCAACGGAGAUGGGGCCCUCGACCGCGACGAGUUCUAUAAAAUCAAGAACCUGGUGAUGUCGCAGUCGUCAAUUGGCCUCCGCGAAAUGACGCCCGGCAUCUCUUCACACCAUCGUCAUCUCCAGCCCAAUUCCGCACUCGAGACGUACUUCUUCGGCCCCCACGGCACCCACAAGCUCUCCGCCGACAAGUUCUUGCAAUUCCAGGCCGAUCUGCACCGCGACAUCCUGAAAAUGGAAUUCGAGCGUCGCGAUUGUCUCGACGGCGAGGAUGGGAUAAUUUCUGAGCUGAGCUUUGCGCAGCUUCUCCUCCUGCAUGCAAAUAUUGAUGAGAAGAAGAUGAAGGGAAUGCUGAAGAGGGUACGCAAGAAAUAUCAAAAUGGACCCGGCAUCACGUUCGAGGAGGUGGUGUCCUUGUUCGCGUUGUUGUACCACAUCGAAGAGGUGGACAUGGCCCUCCAUUUCCAUCGAAUGGCCGGCGUCCCCAUUGAUGCAAACAUGUUGCAGCACGUCGCCAGGAAGGUGACGAACGUGGAAUUGACUGAGCAUGUCGUCGACGUCGUCAUCACGCUUUUCGACGAGAAUAUGGACGGCAAGCUGUCGAAUCGUGAAUUCGUGGCCGUGAUGCGGAGGCGGAUGCGCAGAGGGCUCGAGCAUCCCAGGGACACUGGCGUGUUCCGUCUGGCCGAGGCCGUCGUGGAAUGCAGUCGACGGGCCAUCUUCGACGCUCCACUUCCGCUCUACCAAUUGAGGCAC
Messenger RNA from Mesorhabditis spiculigera, 939 nucleotides. The record is from the annotation of a GenBank genome assembly. NCBI's taxonomy places the organism in Eukaryota, Metazoa, Nematoda, Chromadorea, Rhabditida, Rhabditidae.